UGACCAAGGAGAAGCACAGGGAAACAAGUGGGUGGGACUAAGCACUGGUAAUUUGAUGCGCCGGGCUAGUGGAAAAAUCAAGCCCAGCCUGUGGUAGCAGAAUCCAUCAAGCAUCAUGCCCGGGAAAAAAUACCGUCGGAGCUACAAGUCUAAGAAGCAGACCAUCUCCAGAUCCAUCAGAGCACAGCUUCAGUUCCCUGUUAGCCGUGUGGACCGCUUCCUGAGGCAGGGUCACUAUGGCCAGCGACUGAGCUCUUCCGCUCCUGUUUUCCUGGCUGGUGUCCUUGAGUACCUGACCGCUAAAAUCCUGGAUCUGGCAGGUCAAGAGGCCCACAGCAACCGCAAGAUGCGCAUCACCCCGGAGCACGUGGGGAAGGUGCUGGAGAAGAAUCGGCAUCUCUAUCGCCUCUUCGAGGAUAACGCCAACCCUCCAGAUGUCAAGAAACCAAAAAAGAGUAAGAAGUAAUGACGACUGGGUCUCCAGCCCUGGUGGGACUUCCACAAAAGUCUCACCCAGCCCCCAGAUCCCAUAGAGGAGGGAUCCUGUGCUGUUGUCAUCAACCACAUUAUUAAAGCGUUUAAGUCAAA
Ictidomys tridecemlineatus (thirteen-lined ground squirrel) is the source of this 588-nucleotide messenger RNA. RefSeq names its product histone H2A-Bbd type 1. Gene Ontology annotation, cellular component: nucleosome. Gene Ontology annotation, molecular function: DNA binding; protein heterodimerization activity; structural constituent of chromatin. The record is from RefSeq and is a predicted model, not a curated record. NCBI's taxonomy places the organism in Eukaryota, Metazoa, Chordata, Mammalia, Rodentia, Sciuridae.